AUGAAUAACGAAUACGACUUUCUUUUCAAGUUGUUGUUGAUUGGAGAUUCUGGAGUCGGAAAAUCUUGUUUGCUCUUGAGGUUUGCUGAUGAUACCUACACCCCUGACUACAUUUCUACCAUUGGAGUCGACUUUAAGAUCAGAACCAUCGAGUUGGAUGGUAAAACAAUCAAGUUGCAAAUCUGGGAUACCGCUGGACAAGAAAGAUUCAGAACCAUUACUUCGUCUUAUUACCGUGGAGCCCAUGGUAUCAUCAUCGUCUACGAUGUCACCGAUCAAGAAUCUUUCAAUAACGUCAAGCAAUGGCUCCAGGAAAUCGACCGUUAUGCUACAGGAGGCGUGAUGAAGUUGUUGGUUGGUAAUAAAGCAGAUUUAUCCGACAAGAAGAUUGUGGAGUACACCGCCGCCAAGGAGUUUGCCGAUGCGUUGGACAUCCCAUUCUUGGAGACUUCGGCAUUGUCUUCAACCAAUGUCGAGCAGGCAUUCUACACCAUGGCAAGACAAAUCAAAGCUCAAAUGACCAACAAUGCAUCGAGUGGUGCAGGAGGAGCCAAUGCAAGCAAGUCUAACGUCAACUUGAGAGGCCAAUCAUUGACUUCCAACCAAUCAAACAGCUGUUGUUAG
Messenger RNA from Meyerozyma guilliermondii ATCC 6260, 624 nucleotides. RefSeq names its product Rab family GTPase (gene YPT1). The record is from RefSeq and is a predicted model, not a curated record. The coding region runs from base 1 to 624 and encodes 207 amino acids. Gene Ontology annotation, biological process: regulation of exocytosis; protein secretion. Lineage: Eukaryota; Fungi; Ascomycota; Pichiomycetes; Serinales; Debaryomycetaceae. The transcript has a single exon. Gene Ontology annotation, molecular function: GTP binding; GTPase activity.